Molecule: messenger RNA, 4260 nt
Organism: Closterium sp. Naga37s-1
Lineage: Eukaryota; Viridiplantae; Streptophyta; Zygnematophyceae; Desmidiales; Closteriaceae
Source: the annotation of a GenBank genome assembly
AUGCAGGGAAGUAUGCUUGGACAGGGAAUGCUGGGUCAGGGGUUGCAGGGACAGGGCAUGCAGGGGCAGGGGUUGCAGGGGCAGCAGCAGCAGCAGCAGCAGCAGCAGCAGCCUGUGGCACAGCAACCCACGGUAACCGGAGGGCAGGUGCUGACGGGUUCAGGUGUAGCAGAGGCACCGCCGCCACCACCAUCAGCCGUUGGCGGGGGUUCCGUCCCUGCGUCUCCUGCAGUGCGCACAGCCUCGGGAGGAGGUUCGGUGCAGCGUGCCGGGCCUAGCUCGCUGCUUCGGCAAGGGUCCGGGGUGGGAGGUGCUCCCCAGCUAGUGCAGUCCGUGCCUUCGUCUCCUCAGGCACAGGCGCAGGCUCAGGCGCAGGCGCAGGCGCAGGCUCACGCAGAGGCACAGGCGCAAGCGCAGACGCAGGCUCAGGCGCAUGCUCAGGUGCAUGCUCAGGUGCAGCAGCUCCAGCAGCCGGUUAUGCAGCAGCAGCAGCCGCCCCCCUCCCCUGCGCUCCAGGCAGUGGAAGCGUAUCAAGUGCAGCAGCAGCAGCAGCAGCAGCAGCAGCAGCAGCAGCAGCAGCAGCAGCAGCAGCAGCAGCAGCAGCAGCAGCAGCAGCAGCAGCAGCAGCAGCAGCAGCAGCAGCAGCAGCAGCAGCAGCAGCAGCAGCAGCUGCUGCAACAACAACAGCAGCAACAGCAGCAACCUCCGCCGCAGCAGCAGCCUCUGCAGCAGCCGCCGCCGCAGCAGCAGCAACCUGUAGCGGCCUCACCACUCCAACAGCCGAGGCAGCACGUGAGCCAACCCACGCCCAUGGACGUUUUCCCGCCUGUAGCACCAGCUGUAGCACCUGCUGUAGCACCUGCUGUAGCAGCGGCUGUAGCAGCUGCUGUAUCAACUCCUUCACCAGACGAAGGCCCGCUGCUAGGCGCCAUUCCCCGCCGCAUACUGCCCGCUGUAGCUGCAGCGUCAGGGGACGGCGGGGGGGGCUGCGCCAGUGGCACGGGGUCCUACUCCGCCUGUGAUUUCCGCAGCUCUGUUCCGCCUCAGGUGCUCUCCUCCCCCCACGUGGUACCUUCCGUGCCCAGCUCGCCCCAACGCCCUGCUUCGCUUGCUGCUGGCGCUGCUGCGGCUGCGGCACCGGCUGUAGCAGCUGCUUCAGCUGCAGUAGCCGCGUCAGCAGCAGCCGCAGCAGCAGCUGCAGCUGGUGACAUGGAUAGAUGCAUACUCAUGCCGGGCUCAUCUGCAGGGGUGAUAGUUGGCCUGAGUGGGCUCGAAGGCACGCCUCCUCGUGUGGAAAUGGUAGAGCCGUUGGCGCUGAGGAUGAUUCGAGAGGCGGGUGGGCGGAUGCCGAGCCCUCUGAGGGAGAGCAGGGAGGGCAGGGAGGGCAGGGUGGAAGGGCUUGUGUGCCUGGCUCCUGCUUCUAGCUUUGUGGAAGAUUCAGCAGAUUCUUGCAUCCUGCAGCAGCAGCAGCAGCAGCAGCAGCAGCAGCAGCAGCAGCAGCAGCAGCAGCAGCAGCAGCAGCAGCAGCAGCAGCAGCAGCAGCAGCAGCAGCAGCCGGUUCAGCAGCAACAGCAGCAAUCACUCCCACAGCAGCAAACCCAGCAGCAGCAGCUACAGCACCAGCAACAGCAACAGCAGCACCAGCAGCAGCAACAGCAGCAGCAGCAGCAGCAAUUUCAGCAACAGCAACCACAGCAGCAGCCGUUGCACUCACUCCCCAUUCCAACACCCCAAAUGGUCCUCUCCACCUACCCCACCACCGAAGACGUGGUUCUUGAAAGAACAUCCCCGUUACUAGCCCCUCCAAUACAACUACAAUCCGAGCCAGCUUCCGCCCUCUCCAAAGCACCCCCCUUGCAAUCCCUCGGGGACCGCCGCUCCCCGUUACCCCCAGGUCACUCCCCCUUGCCUCCCGGCCACUCCCCCCUCCUAGUCACAAGAACUCCCGGCUCGGAACCCGCCCCGUUAGACCUUGAUAACUGUGGCGGGGGUAUGCCGCUGGUGGGGAUGCAGUGUGAGGGACUGCCGGUGGGGAUGCAGCAGCAGCUGCAGCAGGCGCAGGUGCAGAGCCUGCUGAAGCUGCAUAUGCAGGCUGCUGAGUCGAUCGGGCAGGUGCAGAUGGGUGGAGAGAGAGGUGGGGUGGUGGAGAGGAGUGGGGUGGGGCAGAGAGGGGCAGGUGAGGGGCGGGGCGGGGGUGGUAUGCAGCAGCAGAUGCAGGGCCAACAGCAGCAGCCGCAGCAGCAACAGCAGCAGCAGCAGAUGCAGCAACAACAACAGCAGCAGCAGCAGCAGCAGCAGCAGCAGCAGCAGCAGCAGCAGCAGCAGCAGCAGCAGCAGCAGCAGCAGCAGCAGCAGCAGCAGCAGCAGCAGCAGCAGCAGCAGCAGCAGCAGCAGCAGCAGAUGCAACAGCAGCUAUUUCAGAAAGGGGAAGGUUCACCUAGCACAUUAUCCAAGGGCGUUCUGGGGGGGGUAGAUGUGGUGAAGGUGGAAAUGGUGGAGAUUCAGGACUUGGCCCUGAUUCCCCCAAUUUGGGCAGUAGCAGAGGUGAAGGCUGAAGAGUAUGGUCUCUUUGAUGCUACUCACAGGGCACACGGGGGUGCAAACGGGCAUGUGAGCGGUCACGGGGCGGGGCUAGGUGGUGGUGGUGGUAUAGGGAGUCACGAGGAGGAGGACGAGGAGGAAAUGGAUGAGAUGGAUGAUGAGGGCGAUGAGGAGGAGGAGGAGCACCUUCAGCUGCACCAUCAGGGUCAGCUGCCCCAAUCUCACCCGCACCACCGCUCGUACCCGCCGCACCUGCUUCUGCACCCGUCACACCCUGCCCACCCAUUCCAGCAGAUGCAGCACCUGCCUCCCAACUUUCCCUAUUUCCACCACCCGAGGAAUGGGGUCACAGGGCAUGCCAUGGGCCUGUCUUCUGUCUCCUCUCUCGCCUCCUCCUCCAUCCCAGCUGGUUCAUCUGCUGCAACUGCUGCCGCCGCUGCUGCUGCGGUUGCUGCUGCUAGUGCUGCUGCAGCUGCGGGUGGUUUGUCUGGUGCUGCCCCUCUUGCUGCUACUGCACCCCCGUCUGCUGCUGCUGAUGCUGCCACUGCUGGCGCUGGCGCUUCCAGUGCUGCUGCUGCUGGUGCUGCCGGUGCAGCUGCCCCACCCAGGUGGAACCCUUCUCUUCCCCCCCACGCCCAAUCCGUCCCUUCCCUGCUCCCACCCGCCCCACCCACCUCUGCUUCCACUCCAGCUGCCAACGGCCCUCCCCCCCCACAGCCCCUACCUGCUCUCAGCAACCUCCCUCGCAUCACAGGAGUUCCUGCUGCUGCCACCGCGCCCAUCCCCCCCGCACCCAUCCCAACCACUCUCAACCCCAUGCUGCUCCCGCCGUCACUACCAACCCUCGAUCCAGCAGUCCUAGCCUCGGUUCUAGACUCGGACGCGCGUCAGAGGCACCUUCCCGAGCCUCCAGACACGGACAUGCAGGCAAUGUUAAAAGCUUUACCAGAGCAGGGGCAGCUGGUGAAGGCUGUCUUAGAAGCAGGGCCGCUGCUGCAGCAGCUUCUGGCAGCUGCUCCUAUCCCCCCCUGGAGACCCUCCCUGCAACCUGCUGAUCACCCUGCUUCCGCUGCUGCUGCUGUGACGGCGGCAGCGGCGGCGGCGGCUGCGGCUGCGGCUGCUACUGGUGCUGAUCCGGCUGCGCUGUUUGUGAGACAGCAGGAGGCGCGAGGGGAGAGGGAGCAGCAGGAACAGAUGCAGGGGUUGGGGCAGCAGCACCACAGCCAGCAUCACCAGCACCAGCAGCAGCAGCAAUCGGCAGCAGGAGCAGGACAAGGAGGGCAGCAGGGGCAGGCAGGUGGGGGAGCGUCCCAGCCAACGUCGGAACAGCUUCCCAUACCGGCUGGUGGUCUCCCUCCUUCCAUGGCUCCUCUGCCACGUGUCAGGCUCCCAUUCGCUCCCACCAGCGCGGCGGCAGCAGCAGCAGCAGCAGCGCUCGGCGUGGGUCCCUCUUCGAUCCCUCUCCCUCACCUGACAGCAGCAGCAGCAGCAGCAUCAGCCCGACCCCCUGCCUUGCCUGUUCCCGUGCCUGGCUCAUUUGCCCCGGCUGGUACCAGUGGUGCUGCAGCAGCAGCGGCGGUGGCGGCGGCAGGGGCGGUGGGAGCAGCAGCACACCCGCUCUUCCAGUCGUACGGCCCUCCCAUUCUCGCCAACGGGCACCUGCCCCAGUCAUCCUCGUCGUCAGCUCGAAUGAAAGGAGAUACCUCAGGGUUGCUGUGA